Molecule: messenger RNA, 1568 nt
Organism: Podarcis raffonei (Aeolian wall lizard)
Lineage: Eukaryota; Metazoa; Chordata; Lepidosauria; Squamata; Lacertidae
Product: alpha-1-antitrypsin-like
Exons: 5
Coding region: 107-1402 (431 amino acids)
Biological process (GO): negative regulation of endopeptidase activity
Molecular function (GO): serine-type endopeptidase inhibitor activity
Source: RefSeq, a predicted model, not a curated record
AAGUAUUAUAUAAGUCUGAUGCAUAACUAAGCAAGGAAUCACAUAGCCCCUAGAGUCAGUUGGAGAUUCUGAUAUUUUCAUUGCCGAAGAAUACUUACCAAUCCUAAUGAAGGCCUUAAUCUCCCUCUCCUUACUACUGAGUGUUCUCCAAGUUCACUGUCACCACGUCCCAGGACAGCCUAAGUACUCUGAGGGUUAUGGAGAUAAAAUGAUAUUUGAACCCCCACAUCCUUCUGUGGAAGAAGAACAGGGUCAGAACUUGACCUACGCUCAUGAGAUUGCUCCCAGUAAUGCCAACUUUGCAUUUAGAUUCCACAAACAAAUAGCUUUAGGUGAAGCUGCCAAAAAUAUUUUCUUCUCUCCAGUCAGCAUCUCCAGCACUUUUGCAGCACUGACGCUGGGUGCCAAAUCUGAAACACAAAGCCAAAUUUACAAAGGACUUGCUUUUAACCUUUCGGAGACUGAAGAGCACAAAAUACACAAAGGAUUCCAUCAGCUCAUCAGUAUCCUGAAUGACCCAAACAACAAGGCCCUGAUUAACACAGGGAGUGCCUUAUUCAUAGAUGAGCGACUGAAAAUACUUCCGAAAUUCCUGGAAGAUGUCAAAACCUUGUAUGGAGCUGAAGCCUUUUCAUCCAACUUCCAGAAUUCAUUGGCAGCUAAAACCCAAAUAAAUGAUUAUGUGCAGGCCAAAACUCAUGGGAAAAUACCCCAUGUGGUUGAUGAGCUUGAUCCAAGGACUGUGAUGGUUUUACUGAACUACAUCUUCUUCAAAGCCCAUUGGAAAUAUCCUUUCAAAACUCACUUGACAAAGGAAGAAGAUUUUUUUGUAGAUGCAAACACAACUGUGAAAGCCAACCUAAUGUAUCGAAAUGGCUAUUACAACUUCCUCCAUGAUGAUGAGCUGUCUUGCUCAGUGGUGGAAAUUCCAUACAAAGGAGAUGCCAGCGCAUGGUUCAUUCUGCCAGAUGAAGGGAAAAUGCAGCAGGUGGAGGAUGGCUUGAGCAUGGAAUUUCUGGAUAGAUGUAAAAGAUCCUUCAUAUACGAAGAAAUGGACCUGUACCUUCCAAAAAUUUCCAUUUCUGGAUCCUUUGAUGUCCAAGACACUUUGCAGAGAAUGGGUGUGACUGAUGUCUUUAGCGACAAGAAUGCUGACCUGUCUGGAAUUACCGGUGAACCCGAUCUGAAAGUUUCCAAAGCCAUUCACAAGGCUGUCGUGGACAUUCAUGAGGGUGGCACUGAAGCCGCCGGAGUCACAGUUUUAGAGUUUUCACCACAGUUUGAACGUCUUGAUCCUAAUCCUAUCUUUAUGAUCAACAGACCCUACCUGUUUCUAAUUAUGGAAAAGAAAACACACAGUGCCCUCUUCUUAGGGAAAAUUGUGAACCCAACUGAAAAAUGAGUACGUGAUCAGAUCGAAAUUUCCCAUUGCAAUUUCCCCUGAUCUUUAAAACAUGGAUUUCCUCACUUUGUACUAGCCUAACCCCAGUAGUGUUAUCCAAUUUGCUGUGAAAUUAAAUAAGGCAAUGAGCACAAAUCACUGCUGGAAUAAAAUGAUUUGAAAAUAU